Messenger RNA from Phaeodactylum tricornutum CCAP 1055/1, 1584 nucleotides. RefSeq lists its product with no specific name. Gene Ontology annotation, biological process: fucose metabolic process; glycoside catabolic process. The record is from RefSeq and is a predicted model, not a curated record. The transcript has a single exon. Gene Ontology annotation, cellular component: lysosome. NCBI's taxonomy places the organism in Eukaryota, Bacillariophyta, Bacillariophyceae, Surirellales, Neidiaceae. Bases 82 to 1584 code for a protein of 500 amino acids. Gene Ontology annotation, molecular function: alpha-L-fucosidase activity.
UUGACCGUAACUCGAGGGCUGUAAGGUUCUUUUUCGUGCUGCAUUUCUGUGCCUGACUAUUCCAGUGCAAUCAUCCCCACGAUGACGAUGUCUCCUGUACGAAAGUAUGUUGUCCCGCUUUCUCUAUUGUUUGCUUUCAUGCGGCAUUUGGUGACGGGUGCUUACGUCCAACAAGGGCAGCAAGCGGAAGACGCGGUUCCAUCCUGGGACGAUCUCGAUCAACGUCCGCUUCCCGUGUGGUACGAUCAAGCUAAAUUUGGAGUCUUCAUCCACUGGGGAGUCUUUUCGGUCCCAGCAUAUGGUUCCGAAUGGUUCGGUUCGUAUUGGCGGGACAAAUGGGGCAAUCCGGCCUACCAGGACUUUGUUGAGAAAACGGAGCGGGCCAAUUUUGCGUACCCUGAUUACGCCCACCGCUUUACGGCCGAGUUCUACCAGCCCGAUACCUGGGCUGAUCUGUUCGCCAAGGCGGGAGCUCAGUAUGUCGUAUUGACGAGUAAGCACCACGAAGGCUACUGCAACUGGAACUCGACUGCUAUACCAACGACUUGGAAUUGGAACGCUCUGGAUAUCGGACCUCGCCGUGAUUUGCUAGGGGAUCUCGCCGUGGCCGUCAAGAACGUUACUUCUCCACACACAUCCAAAGUGCUGAAAUUUGGGCUCUAUCACAGUCUUUACGAGUGGUUCAAUCCAUUGUACCAUGUGGACAAGGCGAACAAUUUCACAACUCAGCACUUUGUCGAUCUAAAAACGGGAGCCGAACUCUACGAUUUGGUCAACCGCUACGAGCCGGAAUUGAUCUGGAGCGACGGUGAGUGGGAGGCGCCUUCGUCGUACUGGAAAGCUCGUGAAUUCUUGCAUUGGUACGCCACGUCGAGUCCGGUCGCCGACACGGCAAUCUGGAACGAUCGCUGGGGACAAGAUACGUUAUGCCGGCACGGAGGCUUCUUGACCUGCACAGAUCGCUACAACCCCGAUUCGUUACAACCGAAAAAGUGGGAGAACGCCCUGACGAUAGAUAAGUCUUCGUGGGGCUACAACCGCAACGCUACGUGGGAAGACUACAUGACGGUACCAGAACUAGUACACUCCUUAGUGCAAGUUGUGGCGUACAAUGGCAACAUGUUGUUGAAUAUUGGACCGGCCGCGGACGGCACAAUUCAUCCGAUUUUCGAGGACAGACUUUUAGGUAUUGGUGCGUGGCUAAAGGUGAAUGGGGAGGCUAUUUACGAAACGACACCGUGGAGACACUGUCAAAAUGAAACGGCAUCUUCUGUAUUCUACACUCGCCGCCCGGAUCGUUUGUAUGUGCACUUUACUAAGUGGCCGUCGGCUAGUCUGUUGUCAUUGGAACGUCCCGCACCGACGCAGGACACAACAGUAGAGUUCCUCGGGCUAUCAUCGGCGUCAUCUUCGUGGCAGCCAACGUUACCGUGGACGGGCUUGCGAGGAACCAGUGGGAGCUCGGGCAUGACAAUUCAACUACCGUCAUUGACGCCUGACAUUUUACCGUGCGAACAUUCGUGGGUACUGGUCAUUCGAAACUUGGCGAACUUGGAUGACCCGCCAAAGUCUGCGGUGUCGUAG